AUGUUGCAGGGCUCACGCCGCCUCGCCAGCUGCCUGUGGGGGUUCCGCUCAGUCUCAGCAGGAUUACACACCUUCAACAAGAUGAAUUCUGUUAUGGUCAAGCGAGUCACUAAUGACAUUGUCAAGUCCCAUGAAGACAAGCGGGAAUAUCGGGGAGUUGAAUUAACCAAUGGAAUAAAAGCAGUCUUGAUAAGCGAUCCUACAACUGACAAAUCUUCAGCUGCUCUUGAUGUUUACAUUGGAUACUUGUCUGAUCCUGAAAACAUCCCAGGUCUUGCCCACUUUUGUGAACAUAUGCUUUUCUUGGGUACAGAGAAGUACCCCAAAGAAAAUGAGUAUACCCAGUUCCUCAGCGAGCAUGCAGGGAGUGCCAACGCCUUUACUAGUGGAGAACAUACAAACUACUAUUUUGACGUGUCUCAUGAGCAUCUUGAGGGAGCCCUAGACAGGUUUUCCCAGUUUUUCCAGGCUCCUUUGUUUGAUGAGAACUGUAAGGAUCGUGAAGUAAAUGCUGUGGAUUCUGAACAUGAGAAGAACCUGAUGAAUGAUGCCUGGAGGCUUGCUCAGCUGGAGAAAGUCACUGGGAACCCCAAACAUCCAUUCAGUAAAUUUGGAACAGGCAAUAAGCUCACUCUUGAAGCACGGCCUACACAGGAUGGAAUGGAUGUCCGUGAAGAACUGUUAAAGUUUCACUCUACUAAUUAUUCAUCAAACCUCAUGUCUAUUUGUGUGCUAGGCAGAGAAACUCUGGAUGAAUUGACAGAUUUGCUGGUAAAGCUGUUUGCAGAGGUAAAGAAUAAAAAUGUUCCUGUCCCAGAGUUUCCUGAAAAUCCCUUCACACAGCAAUACCUCAAGAAAAUGUACAAAAUCGUGCCUAUUAAGGAUAUCAGAAACCUCUAUGUUACAUUCCCAAUUCCUGACCUCCAGAAAUAUUAUAAAUCCAAUCCUGGUCACUACCUCGGACAUCUCAUUGGGCAUGAAGGGCCUGGAAGUCUUCUUUCUGAACUGAAGUCUAAAGGAUGGGUCAACACUUUGGUUGGAGGCCAGAAGGAAGGUGCCAAGGGAUUCAUGUUCUUCAUUGUAAAUGUGGAUCUGACCGAAGAGGGCUUGUUACAUGUUGAAGACAUCAUUUUGCACAUGUUUCAGUACAUGCAUAUGCUGAGAUCAUCAGGACCCCAAGAAUGGGUCUUUCAGGAAUGCAAGGACCUAAAUGCUGUUGCUUUUCGGUUUAAAGACAAGGAGCCUCCACGUGGGUACACAUCAAAGCUUGCUGGAUUAUUGCAUUAUUACCCCAUAGAAGAGGUUCUGGCAGCUGAGUAUCUACUGGAGGAAUUUAGGCCAGAUUUAAUACAAAUGGUGCUUGAUAAGCUUACGCCAGAGAAUGUCAGGGUGGCAGUUGUAUCCAAGUCUUUUGCAAGCCAGACUGACAAGACGGAAGAGUGGUACGGUACACAGUACAAGGAGGAGGGCAUCCCUGCAGAGGUUAUUGAUAAAUGGCAAAAAGCAGAAAUAAAUGGAAAAUUUCACCUCCCUAUGAAAAAUGAAUUUAUUCCCACACAUUUUGAGAUCUUCCCUAUGGAGAAGGAUGCCACCCCAUUCCCAGCCCUCAUCAAGGACACUGCAAUGAGCAAAUUAUGGUUCAAGCAGGACGAUAAAUUCUUCCUCCCUAAAGCCUGCCUCAACUUUGAGUUUUUCAGCCCAUUUGCUUAUGUGGAUCCUUUGCAUUGUAACAUGGCCUAUUUGUACAUUGAACUGCUUAAAGAUUCUCUCAACGAGUAUGCAUAUGCAGCAGAGCUAGCCGGCCUGAACUAUGACCUCCAAAAUACCGUCUAUGGGAUGUAUCUCUCUGUAAAAGGUUAUAAUGACAAGCAGCACAUCUUACUAAAGAAGAUCAUUGAAAAAAUGGCCACUUUUGAAAUAGAUGAAAGGCGAUUUGAGAUUAUAAAGGAAGCGUACAUGCGGUCUCUAAACAACUUCCGGGCAGAGCAGCCUCAUCAGCAUGCCAUGUAUUACCUGAGAGUGCUGAUGACCGAAGUGGCCUGGACCAAAGAUGAGCUAAGAGACGCACUAGAGGAUGUUACACUACCCCGGCUGAAGGCUUUCAUUCCUCAACUACUUUCCCGGCUACAUGUAGAAGCUCUUCUCCAUGGAAAUAUCCUGAAAAAGACAGCACUAUCUAUUAUGCAAAUGGUGGAGGACACGUUGAUUGAGCAUGCUCACACGAAGCCUCUUCUCCCGAGCCAGCUAGUCCGAUACAGAGAAGUACAGCUCCCUGAUAAGGGAUGGUUCGUAUAUCAGCAACGGAACGAAGUUCACAACAAUUGCGGUAUUGAGAUCUAUUACCAGACCAACAUGCAGAGCACAUCAGAGAAUAUGUUUCUUGAGCUGUUCUGUCAGAUUAUCUCAGAGCCCUUCUUUAACACAUUGCGCACCAAGGAACAGCUAGGUUACAUUGUGUUCAGUGGCCCUCGAAGGGCAAAUGGUAUCCAAGGCCUGAGAUUUAUCAUACAGUCUGAGAAGCCACCUCACUACUUAGAAAGCCGAGUGGAGGCCUUCCUGAAGACAAUGGAGAAAUCUCUGGAGGAGAUGUCUGAUGAGGCUUUCCAGAAACAUGUCCAGGCUCUGGCCCUGCGACGACUGGACAAGCCAAAGAAACUGUCAGCUGAGUGCGCAAAGUAUUGGGGGGAAAUCAUCUCUCAGCAGUAUCACUUUGACAGAGACAAUGUUGAAGUGGCAUAUCUGAAAACCCUGACUAAGGAUGACAUCAUAAACUUUUACAAGGGCUUGCUAGCACUGGAAGCGCCAAGAAGACAUAAAGUCUCCGUUCAUGUGCUUGCCAGAGAGAUGGAUUCAUGUCCUGUUGUUGGGGAGUUUCCAAGUCAAAAUGAUGUCAACCUUGCACCUGCAACCCCUCCCUCAGUCAGCCUGAAGUCAUCAGUAACAUGCCAGAAUUCAAGAGGAGUCUACCUCUGUUCCCUCUCGUUAAGCCUCACGUCAACUUCAUGGCUGCAAAAUUAUGAUCCUUGUAAGAUCAGCAAGAUUCAGAAACCUACUGACACAUCUGUUUCCCAGUGGGGUUAG
Molecule: messenger RNA, 3081 nt
Organism: Staurois parvus
Lineage: Eukaryota; Metazoa; Chordata; Amphibia; Anura; Ranidae
Source: the annotation of a GenBank genome assembly